GAUCCACCCCGAUCCACCAGCCAACCGAAGCCGCCUCCUCCUUCCUCAUUUUCCCCAUUGGGCCAACCAGCAUCCCCUUCCACGAUUUCUUUCUCCUGCAUCCCCUCCUCCAUCGUCCCGCGCGGCACCAGCCAGCUCACCGGAGACGAGUACCGCCACCAGGCCGGACACCCACCUCGCGCCCUCUUUUCUUCCCUCUGUCUUCUCCCAUCGCAGCUCUUCCAUGCCUCGGUCCUCGAUCUGGAUCGAGAGGAGCACCGAGCCUCGAGCCCCCUGCGCCGUGUGCCUCCCUCGCCGGAGCUCCUCUCCAGCACGCCGGUGGCCCCGACCAUGCCCGCCCUCCUCUCGUUUGGAUCGAGCAGGAGCUUCCCGAGCGAGAGCGUUAGUUUCAGGCGUCGACCGCAAGCUGCAACUUGCCGGAGCAGCUCCAGGCAGCAACCCCGCGUGCUGUCGAUCCCCUCUGCCACGCGGUGCUCCUUCCCCGAGCUCCUCCUCGUCGUCCCAGCAGCAGCACCGGAGCCACCUCGUGUCUCCUUCCUCCCGUUCCUUCUUCCUUCCUUCGCCUGCAGCCGCGCCAAGAUGCCGCCGUUGCUCUGCUUCCUGACGAGCAGAGGACCGUGCCUGCAACCCCUCCCUCCCUCGCUCCGCAAGCCUCGUUGCGGGUCAAACCGAGUCCAAGUCGUCGUUUACUUCCUCGCCAUGUUCUUCCUCCGCCGCUCAUCGCUGCCACGGCACACCGGCGCCCCGACCUCCUCAUCGCCCGCGCGCCUAUGGGGACCCGCCAAGGCCGCCCUUGGUGCUUCGCAUCACGCCGCCUUCCUUACAUGCCUCCUCUGCUCCGGUCGUCAUCGCCGGAACGCGCCACCACAAAGCCGCAGCCGACCCCCAUGGCGCCCGUCGUCGGCGACCCCGAGCGCGCCUGAGAUGGCCUUCCUCCGCUGGCCUCCUUCGAGCGCGCCCGCUUCCUCCGGCCACCAGAGCCUCUGACCAGCCUCGCCGCGUGGACCUCCUCCCCUACCUGGCAGAUCCGGCCUCCCCUGCCCGGUCGCCGCGCCGUUCGUCUUCGCCUAGCGCCGCCCCACCAUGGCGUCCUCUGCUUCGAGCGGGACAGCGAAAUCUGCUCGAUUGCCUCGACUGCGUUGACGAGUCGCCUCGCCUCGUCCCGAUUUCCACCCUGCGCGAGCCGGCCCAGCAGCUCCCCUGUGCCGCGCCAGCAGGCCCAGUUUCCCCACCGAGCCGGCCCAAGUGCCGUGUUUCGAUAAUGUUGCGUUUGUGAGGAUCCGUUCAACUUCG
Messenger RNA from Triticum dicoccoides, 1293 nucleotides. RefSeq lists its product as uncharacterized. The coding region runs from base 331 to 987 and encodes 218 amino acids. The transcript is spliced from 2 exons. The record is from RefSeq and is a predicted model, not a curated record. Lineage: Eukaryota; Viridiplantae; Streptophyta; Magnoliopsida; Poales; Poaceae.